Pangasianodon hypophthalmus (striped catfish) is the source of this 2945-nucleotide messenger RNA. It is a transcript of the gene gltpd2a, whose product is annotated as glycolipid transfer protein domain containing 2a. Gene Ontology annotation, biological process: ceramide transport; intermembrane lipid transfer. Gene Ontology annotation, cellular component: membrane; cytosol; cytoplasm. Gene Ontology annotation, molecular function: ceramide 1-phosphate transfer activity; ceramide 1-phosphate binding. The transcript has 5 exons. NCBI's taxonomy places the organism in Eukaryota, Metazoa, Chordata, Actinopteri, Siluriformes, Pangasiidae. The record is from RefSeq and is a predicted model, not a curated record. The coding region runs from base 150 to 1172 and encodes 340 amino acids.
UGCUUGAUAUUGAUACAUUGCACUGUAGUACAGAGGGCAUUUAGAUUAGCGUGAUUGUCUUCAAACAUGGGAGUGUGUGAAGGGAGAGAAACAGACAGUUCAGGUACACAGAGAGAGAACAAUACAGUGUAAGAGAGUGUGUGUGUUGUAUGUGUGUGCUGUAUGUGUGUGUGUGUUGUAUCUGUGUUUGUGUGUGUGUGUGUGUGUGUAUGUGUGUUCGUGUGAUGAUGAGAUCACUGUUGCAUCAGUACUUCCUGGUGGCAGCCAUGUUGACUCUGCUUCUACUCCUCACUUCACUGUGGCUACCUCAAGGAACAGUACAGGAUUGUGAAUCAUCGUGGCUCCCGUGUCUUAGUGAUCCAAACAGCAAGGUACCUCCAGCAGUGGCUGCAGGAAGUGAAUUAGGGACUCACACUGAUAACAUCAUUAUUAGGAGCGAUGUCAUUAACCCUAAUCCUGCUAUCGUACCUGAAUGUCCUGGGCAGCAUUUCCAGGUGUCCCACCUGCUGCUGUAUUUAGACUCCGCCCUCAGCCCCGCCUCUGAUGUGCUGUUGGAACCUUACCUGCUCUGCUGGGAGGAGCUAAUUAAGUUUAUGGAAGCUCUCGGGCCUCUGGUUGGUUUUUUCACCAACAAAGUUCAGGAGAAGAUCACUCUAAUUCGCCAGCUGGCUGAGGAGGAUUCUGGGAAACACAGACUACUGACUCCGCCCCCCACCAACUCCGUACUUCUAUCCCACAAUCCCCACAACCACGCCUACCAUUCUGUGUGCUCCAUGUUGGAUACAGAGCUUCGGUUGGGUGUGGUCAGCUUCGACAGACAGACGCCAUCGGGCAGUCGUACUUUGCUCCGCCUCCAUCGAUCGUUGCUGUGGCUGCAGCUGUUGCUGAUGAAGCUGUGGCUGGAGCCUGGGCACGUGAGUCGAAGCCUGGGUGAGGUGUGUGAGGAAGCAUACAGUGAGGCGUUAGCCCCAUAUCACCCAUGGCUGCUACAGAAGUUGGCACGACUCGCCUUUAAGGCCAUGCCUGAACACACUGUACUGCUCAGCAUGGUGUGCGUGAACACGCACGAGGAGGCAGAACCAAUCAUUCGCACCAUCGUCACGGCGAUCAGUGAGGUGCGCCGCAGAACCCACAAUGAGCUGGAGAAAAGAAACAUGCUGAACUUACCUUAAAGGAACACCUGUCCAAAGACAAAAGGCAGUGCCCCAACAUCCCAAUGGCAUGGUGUGGCCCUUUCAACAAAGGACCAAGGAACCAAGAAACAUGGGAAACAUUAACCAAGGCUAACUAAGAACACCUUCAGUCCUAAUCUCUCAAAUGUUAGCAUGAUAAUAACUCUGACCUCUGAUUCUAACUAGCUGAAUGCUAAUAGCUAGAUAUCACAGUGCAGACUGCCAUGAUAAAUACAGGGUGUAUGUAGUGGCAGAUAAAUUACAGUGAUGGUAUUACAGUUAUUAUUAUGCUAUGAUCUGUUUGAAAUAUCUACGUGUUAGUGCUGCCACUUCCUGUUUCCUCUGUACCAUGGGAUCCCAAUUCCAAAAUUCACCCACAGGCUCGUUAUGUACGCCGGAAAUUGAAGUUUCUGAUCUCAUCUUUGGCGUGUGAUAGGAAUAUGAAAUCUGCACUUCUGUCUACAUCUGGAUCUCAGUAACCAACAGUGUGAAUACAGAGAAGAUUAAGUCACAUUUUUCACUCAAAAACCUUCAAGUUGGCCUGUCCGGGGUUUUUGGGUGAAAUUUUUUGACUUUCUCAGAAUUUCCCAAAAUUCACACUGUGGGUGAGAAAGACAGGAGUGCAGGUUUUGUUGUGUUUGAUGUUGUGUAUGGGUGUGUGUUGUGUUUGAGCUGUGAAUAUGUCUGCAUUGUGUGUGUGUGUGUGUGUGUGUGUGUGUGCGUGUGUGUGUGUGUGUGCAGUAGAAAACGCUCUGAAAAAAGUAAUUUUUUCAAACACAAAUUUAUUUCAUACAUUUCUUGUUUCAUUAUAAUAAUAACAAUUUAUACAAUGUUUCAGCUUAGGCAACAAACAGACAGAUCGAUAGACAAACAAAUAAAUAAAUAAAUAAAUAAAUAAAUAAAUAAAUAGAUGUGAUAUUUGAGGAUCAUCAGCAGGAGAAGCAGUGACUUUACACAAGCACAUUCUUACUAUGACCAACACACACACACACACACACACAAAACUUCCAGAUUGUGCUGAUGAAAGGUGGAUGAUUUGAGCAGUGGGUUGUGUGGAUUAGCUUAACAACUUUAAAACAAACAAAUAAAUAAAUAAAUUAGCAUACAGCACACAUGAUUUAAAGGUCAAAUGGAGCAAAAAUUAGACUGGAAACAGAAUUUAUGACACACAAACAGACCAACUGCAGCUUCAGCUGCUAAUCUUGCUAUGCUAACAGUGCUAAAUAUGUAAGUCCCGUAAGGGCCAAUGCUAAAUGCUGUAAAUGCAAAUGUAGUAAGUACUGUUCUAACUAAGCUUAUGCUAAUAAAUGUUACAUGCUAACUUUCUGUGUGCUAACGGACACUGCCUAAACAGCAAGUGCGUCUGUGCUAAAACAUCUAAAUGCUAAUUUGCACAACAAAAUGAUAACCAGUGAUCUUAAGAGAAAGUUUGAUAGCUUUCUAUGCUAACAUUUAAAAUGCUAAUAUUAAAAAUAAAUACUUAGUGUUUCAACAGACAUUAACAAGCUAACAGCAGAAAAAAAAUAUUCUUUCAUUGAUGUAUUUCAAUCAGUAUUGGCGAAUACACACACACACACACACACACACACACACACACACACACUCUAUUGCUUAGGGGACAUGUAGAGUGUAUGUCUGAUCCCUUUUCUCUGAUGUGUAUGUUAUCUAGUGCUCUGUAAGAUGGUGGAUUCUACAGCAUGAAGCUGAUUGGCUGUUCAGUAGAAAUGAAAUAUUACACUGUGUGUGUGUGUGUGUGUGUGUGUGUGUGUCCCU